GCGGCACUCAGUACAGUUACUGACGUUCCGUGCUGUGAACGAUCGGCCGUUGAUCGUCGCCGUCCUCGUCGUCACCGUCAUCGGCUUUAACAUCUUAGUCGAGUACAAUCGAGUUUUACUAUGCGCCGCUCUUGAUACACAUAUGCGGUCUGUGAAGCCUAUCGAGUGAGCCACGGUGACUUCGUAUGCACGUAUGGAUGAAACCAUCACGAUGACCGUACCUCCGCCACUACCAGCGAAGACACAGGCCCGGGAUGCGAGCCAGGCCACUCGGCAGACUGUGUCAAUCCGGACCGUUUCCCCUUCCGUCUCGCCGCCUCUCGCCAACGGGCCCGGAGCAACGGUAUUUGUCGGAGUUAGCGCUCCUACCGCCGAUACCGUGACAACUUGCAGGAGAAGAAUCCCGGAAGUGCAAUCGGCGAACGGCGGCUGUGAGGAGCGGAGCAACGUCGACUCGCGGCAGCAACGGUGGCAGCAUCAGCAUCAACAGGCCGCGCACAUAGUAAAGAUCAAAAUCAAUCCGGAUGGCGACAAGAACGGUAGAGUAAUAUCGACCGUACGGUUGACCCUGGACGAGAACGACCGGAAUCGCGAGAUCGAGAACAGUAUCGCGCGCGAGCGCUCGGUCAAACGUGGCGACGGUGCGGUGGUGGUGAGUGCGACAAACUUGGUGAACGAGCAACACUGUGCAAGUGCCGGUGUCGGUGAGGGCUGUGUGAAAAUCAGUGUCUUCAGCGGCGAUCCGGCGACUGGUCCCGACAAUCGGGAGCGCAACAACAACAACAACAACAACAACAACAACAACAACAACAACAACAGCGACGACAGCGAUAAGCGUAGUCAGGAUAACGAUAGGAGCGACAAUAGAGACAUGGUGCACCGCGGAACCACGGAAACGCUGAACUCAUCUACACUCGGCAGCCGUUCGAGCGCCUGUUUUUACUACAAUUCUUACCAGAGUCCGUUAAGCGGCAUGACGGUGAUGACGAGCGGACAGUGUUCGCCUAGCGACACUUUGGACAGCGGCACCUGUAGCGACCUUGACGGCACACCGCCGCCGUUGCCGAAGAAGAAGAACGCCAGCACGGUGAUACUGUCCAGCAGCACGCACAACCGGACCGGUAGCUUGACCAGCAGCGGGGCCGAGGUCGACAGCGACGACAAUGAGAGCAACAUCAGCUGCGACUCCUUGAACGGCGCCGAGAUGAACGGCGACGCGAGCGAAUACCGAGUGCACGAGGCACCGAAGAACGUUGAGGAAACGAUAGCCGUUGUUGAGAAAUUCGAUCGAAUUGCAUUGGCGAACAGCAUUGACGAAACAAUCGCGGAAUCGAACGGCGUUCAUCAACAGGUCUCGGCGAUAACGGAACUCGGCUGCGCGUCGUGCUCGCCGGUGUCGUCGGCCAGCGUCUCGCCAUCACCAUCCGGAACGUCGUCCCUGUCGAAGGCCUCCUCGACACCGCGGGUAAGGAGCCCGGACCCCGCGAUCGAACAGAACGGUAAAUCGGCAUCGUCACCCGUAGUUAAGGAGUACACGUAUGAGGAACGGAAGCAACGGGAACAGGAAAGGAUAGAGCAGGAGUGCGCCGAUACCACUCAGAAUCGAUCGACCGGUCACAAAUAUCUGUACGAGGACGACAGGUACUACAAUUUCCAUGUGAACGAGUUGCGCCGUAACAAUAAGAACUCAAACGGCGAACACGGUGUGACCGAGAACGAUGAGUGUUUCGCCGGUUACAAAAUUCAUGAUAAGGAAGCCAUACGAAGUGCCAAAGGGACCGUGCGCGGUGUGAAGAACAGAGUACGAGCGGGCAUCGCAACGUUCCUGCAGUCGCCUACCUCCAAGGCUUUUGUGGAAAGAGAAAAAGGUAAGGUGGUUCUUUACACGACAUCGUUGGGCAUCGUAAGAGAGACCUUUACCAAUUGUAUGAAGAUGAAGCAAAUGUUAUGGACGAACAUGGUUAAAUACGACGAGGCAGAUUUAUUCCGCGACACGGAAUUACAAACCGAACUCAAGGAUCGAACGAACUCGGAAGUUGUAACAUUGCCACAGCUCUUCGUCGAUGGUCAAUAUAUUGGGGGUGUCGACACCGUCGAACGACUUAACGAGUCAGGAGAAUUACGUCGCAUACUGGAACCUUACCAGUGUAAAGAUGCAUGCGCUGUUUGUCCAUAUUGCGGUGGAUUCCAGCGGUUGCUGUGUCCCAUCUGUCACGGCAGCAAGAGAUCCAUACAUCGCAACGAGUUCACCGUGGAAUUCGUCGCCUUAAAGUGCGCCAAGUGUGACGUUUUCGGUAUGAUACGUUGCCCGCAUUGCUGAAGGAAUUCCACGAGGGAAUCCACGUACACCUGCUCAAAUCAUUUGUUUUAAUCUAACGACCAUCUACUAACUUACAUCUUUAUUUAAGGUGCUACGAGAGUAUAUAUUUUAUGCUAUGCCUUAAGCAUAAGACAUACAUGAAACGCAUACAGACACUAACUAAUCGCGUAGCUGCGCUGUCGCAUGUUGUAAGAUAUCGGUUAAUAAAACUUUGUGUAAAGUUUUGUACAAAA
Messenger RNA from Pogonomyrmex barbatus (red harvester ant), 2553 nucleotides. RefSeq lists its product as uncharacterized. Gene Ontology annotation, biological process: sensory perception of sound. The record is from RefSeq and is a predicted model, not a curated record. NCBI's taxonomy places the organism in Eukaryota, Metazoa, Arthropoda, Insecta, Hymenoptera, Formicidae.